Molecule: messenger RNA, 704 nt
Organism: Suncus etruscus (white-toothed pygmy shrew)
Lineage: Eukaryota; Metazoa; Chordata; Mammalia; Eulipotyphla; Soricidae
Gene: ZSWIM7
Product: zinc finger SWIM-type containing 7
Exons: 5
Coding region: 1-435 (144 amino acids)
Biological process (GO): double-strand break repair via homologous recombination
Cellular component (GO): Shu complex
Molecular function (GO): zinc ion binding
Source: RefSeq, a predicted model, not a curated record
AUGGCCGGAGCUUUCCCCGCCGUUACUUUGCCCACGGUCGUGGAGGAGCUGCUGAGCGAGAUGGCCGCGGCGGUGCGGGAGAGCGCGCGAAUCCCUGAUGAACACCUACUAUCACUGAAGCUUAUCUUCGGUUCAUCAGCCAUUCAGGCUUUGGACCUCGUUGAUCGACAGUCCGUCACCUUAAUCUCAUCACCCAGUGGGAGACGUGUUUACCAGGUACUUGGAAGUUCUGGUAAAACAUACACAUGUUUGGCUUCUUGUCAUUACUGUUCGUGUCCUGCAUUUGCCUUCUCUGUACUACGGAAGAGUGACAGCCUACUGUGCAAGCAUCUCCUGGCAGUUUAUCUUAGUCAGGUUGUGAGAACCUGUCAGGAACUAAGUGUCUCUGACAAGCAGUUAACUGACAUAUUGAUGGAGAAGAAACAAGAUUCAUAAAAGUUGAGAUUGAGCAUCAUCUAUCAAAAUCGAAAUCCCAUCAAGAAAUGUAAUCUAUAUGUUUAAUAAAAGGUUGUUUCAGACAGAGGUAAAAAAAAAUAUAAUCAUAGUUCACUUGGAAGAGUGAAAACAGGUCUUCAGGAAACUUCUUGUUAGCUGUCCCUUUUCUUUCCUGAUUGCUGAAAGUAUUGUAAACUGGAACCAGACUGUGCUGUAUGCUCUUUAGCUCUGUGCAAGUCUUUUCUUGAAAUAUAUGAGUCAAAUAUAAA